Messenger RNA from Pipistrellus kuhlii (Kuhl's pipistrelle), 4748 nucleotides. It is a transcript of the gene SYNJ2BP, whose product is annotated as synaptojanin 2 binding protein. The transcript has 4 exons. NCBI's taxonomy places the organism in Eukaryota, Metazoa, Chordata, Mammalia, Chiroptera, Vespertilionidae. The coding region runs from base 124 to 555 and encodes 143 amino acids. Gene Ontology annotation, molecular function: protein binding. The record is from RefSeq and is a predicted model, not a curated record.
CUUCCGGUCCAGGGGCCGCAGAAACUGAAAGUACCGAGUUUUUAGGCGCCCCACUGAGAUUGAUUCACCUUCACCUGUGCGAGACCUAGUUGACCAGGUGGGAAACCUGACAGGCAGUAAAAUAUGAACGGAAGAGUGGAUUAUUUGGUCACUGAGGAAGAGAUCAAUCUUACCCGAGGACCCUCAGGGCUGGGCUUCAACAUCGUCGGUGGGACAGAUCAGCAGUAUGUCUCCAACGACAGUGGCAUCUACGUCAGCCGCAUCAAAGAGGAUGGGGCUGCGGCCCUGGAUGGGCGGCUCCAGGAGGGUGAUAAGAUCCUCUCGAUAAAUGGCCAAGACCUAAAGAAUCUGCUGCACCAGGAUGCUGUGAACCUCUUCCGUAACGCAGGCUAUGCUGUAUCCCUGAAAGUACAGCACAGGUUACAGGUGCAAAAUGGCCCCCUAGGACAUCGAGGCGAAGGGGAGCCGAGCGGUAUUCCCAUGCCUGUGGUGCUGGUGCCACUGUUUGCCCUCACCAUGCUGGGAGCCUGGGCCUUGAUGAGAUACCGGCAAUAACUUUGAAAAGCUCGCUUUCUUCCAGUGCUCCUGAUGAAGAUAACAUUUCUUCCUUCCUCUCCUCCUCCCCUGCCAUUCUCCCGUCUCUUGCCCUCUCUCUGCAUAGCUCACACAUGAUUUAAAGAGACUGCUUCCCAACCAGAACCUGGCUCUUCAAAAUCUCCAAGUCCUUGUUUUCUGAUGGGAGAGUAAAGGCUUUGUUUGAAGGAAAGCUGAAGAAAGACUUGCUUAGGACAAAUGAGGAGUUAUGUGUUUUACUAGGACCGCCAAUAGAAUCAGCUGCAACCAAAGGGAAAAGUCCAGUCUUCCCGUCACCAUGGUGAUACGUGUUUUCUUAGCUGGCUUGCCUCAAAGGCCAGCUGUGUGAUAUAAGAGGAAGAGAGGAUUUUUCUUUCUAAUGAUCUUCCUUGGGAAAUUUUUGUGGCCUUUAUUUACUUUCUAAUGACAUACUUGGGUGCCUAUAUCAAACAAAAUACAAUGAGGAGACCAUUUUUACUUUUUAAAAAACAAAUAUAUAUAUUUACACAUGUAUACACAUAUAUGUAUAAAUGAUAGUAUAAUAGUGAAGCCUAUGGAGAGUUGAAGAGGUAGGAAGCUGCUCUGGUUUCUAGAUUUCUGGUGGAAGAGUUGAUACCUUAAUUGAGGGAGUAAGAGAGUGAGGCCGACAGGAUGCCUAGUUUGAGUCCUAAGAAAAAGGAAGGAAACUGAAGCAACUAGUUUAAAGUCUUAGAAUUCUUAUUUCUCAUAACAGUUAAGGUGAAGUUGAGGCAAAAUGCCAUAAUCCAUCUUUGCGCAAGUCAAUCUGUCAGAAAACCUUCAAGCUUUAGAGAUCAAUCUUACCAAUCUCUGGCCUAUCUUAGUGACUUUUUUGAUACCUCACAGCCUGUGAAAGGAUCAGCCGGAAUGAUUGUGGUCAGAGCUGUUAUGAUGGGGCCAAAACAACGCAGUGAAAAAACUCCAAAGAGGAAAAAGAUAGUGCCUCCGAGGUGGUGCCUGAACCCCCAGGCUGCCACCCCCUCUCUGGGGGCUGAUAACAGGCAAACUCUGAGCGAGGAAACUGCUCUCGGGAGGGUGGGCAUGAAACCAGCCUUGCUUCUGAUUCAGUUCAGUUUAGAGAGUUUGGAUUGCUAGUUUAUUUAUUUAUUUAAAAAAACAAACCACGAAACACUGGUUAUGGUUUUAAUGAAUGAACCAUUUUGCAGGGAAGGGGAAGAAAAGAGUUUUGUUUGUUUUAGGGGGAGGGAGGUUUCCUAGGGAAACCUUGAGAGAAAGAUGCAGAUGAAUGGAUGUUGGGGAAUACUAAGGUUAAUGAGGUGGGAGCCGUCCUGUGUCAGUGGUAUUGAAGGGUGGCUUUAAAGCAGUAAGGAGAGCUGAAGCGAGCCUAAUUUCCUGGCUUUAAGAAAACCAUUUCCAUCUUCCAAACAUACUAGCUAGACUAUAGGCCUUGUCCAUACAAUCUUGACAAUAAGAGUGGGAGGACUUCCCCCCAGGCAAGCAGGUGUGUCUAUUUUUUAGCAUAGAUGUUCUAACAAAUGUUUUACAAAUGUUGAUUGGACAUCAGCUUUUUAAGACACUUUUACAAAGAAAGGAAAUAAACCUCCAUCCUAAAGGUUUUUUUUGUUUGUUUGUUCCAGUUGGGAACCAAACGUAUAUCCAUAAAAAUGGAAUCUUCAUAGUCAGGGCAAUGUAAGUUUGGUGUCAAAUGUACGCUGCAUUCAGCCACAGGGAACAGUUACUGAGAACUGAGCAACCAUCAUUGAGAAAGAUCCCUGGAGGAAGGGGACAAGUGAAAGACCCUUGAGGAGCUCACAGUCUAGUUAGGAAAAGUCACAUGUUAUCAGGUUAAGUGACAGUUGAACACAAUAAUAAAAGAAAUGGUACUAUGCACAACACAAUGCAGCCAUCACAUUUUUUAAAAAGGUAUUCAGAAAAAAGAAAGUUGUCGCAUCAAGACACCAGGCCAGAGUGGAAAGGGAAGGCUUUUCAAAGUAAAAAUCCCAGUAAGACCGUGCCUCUGGGUCAACUAUUCCUAUAGGAGAAACUUGCUUUAAACAAUCCUGAUGUGACUUACGCCUUUAAACCUAAACUGUUCACCUAGAGACAAUUGGCAUUUGUACAUUCCUCAGAGAAACACUGACAGUAUUCCAGUUCUCACCUCAAUCUGCCUACUGUGGAGGCUCAGUCUCCGGGUCCUCCCUGUACCUGAAGUGUGUGUAGCCAUUUCACUUCUGUAGGGGCCUGCUGGCCUCCCAGGGUUCACUGCAGAGUGUGCACAUUCACUCUUGAGAGGACCUGAGACAUACAUACUGAACGAAGCAGAGGGCAAGCAGGAAGGAAAGCUCGCUCUAUCCUUAUUUGUUGGUGUAUGUAAAUAAAGAGAACACGUAUCCCAUCUCUGGUAGAAAUUUUGCUUUGGUCGAUAAUAGGGAUUCUGAUGCAUUUUAACUUUGGUUUUCCCUGGAUUUAAAUAGCAUCUAAAGAUCAAUAUAUUAACAUUUUAGGCAGGUGUGCUAUGUUUUUAUUUCUCAUUCUCUGGAAGACUACGUUUUAGAUGUCAGAAUCCAUUGUAGGUCUUAAAAAAAAAAAAAUCCAUGUUCUUUGAAUUGAAUCGAAUAUUCCUGCCAUUUUAUAGAUUGUAUUAUUUCUACUACCUAAAUUAUUGUGUUCAAAGUUUUUAAAAAGAAAGUAUUUUUAAGGCCAUGUACUUAGAACACUUCUCUAUAUAAUCCUAUAUUGUACAUAUAAUCCUAAUAAGACAUUGUUUGCUUCAAUUGUCUAUUUUCAUUUCCUGCCAAGUUUUCAUCUGUUUUGUUAAUUUAAUUAACCGCACCUUCUAGUCAUGUGUAAUGGAAAAGGGAGAUUAAUGUUUGUUACUGCAUUUGUGCCAGGUGCUGUACUAAACCCUGAUUGGUAACACUAUUGGUUCAUGCCUCACAACUCUGAAAUCUAAGUAUUGUUAUAAAGACACUAAAGAGAAUAAAAUUACUUUCCUAAGAUUGCAUAGGUGGUAAUAGAAUCAGUUGUUUAAACUCAGGUCUUCAGGUGCCACCAUCAGUGAUAUUUCCUCACUGCAGUGAUUCUCAAAGUGAGGUCUCUGGUUAAAAGUAUCAGCAUCAACAUCACUGCGAACUUGUUAGAAAAACAAGUUCUUGAGCUUUAUCCCACAUCUGUUGAUUCAGAAACUGAAUAGGGCACCCAGCAAUCUGUAAUAAUUUCUCCAGGUGAUGGAUUCAGCUAAAGUUUAAGAAUCACUUCUGAAUGCCAAUAAAUAUCCCCAUUUUCUCAGGUUAGAAUCACCUGGAGAGCUUAUAAGAAUUCUGAUGCCUGGGCUGUAUCUAGGCCAAUUCAAUAGACUCUCUGGGUGUGGAAGUCAGGCAUCAUAAAAUAAAGUUUACCAGGUGAUUCUAGUCUGCAGUGUCAGUAAAAAAGAAAAAACACAAAGAAAACCACAAAACAAAAAAUACUCCAUGGCAUUUAAACCCAGACACCAUUUAAGUUACAUACAGACAUGGCUCCAGCCAAAAAUGAGGAUUUCACUUGGGCCUUUUCAUUUUCUUUUCUUAAAAUGGAAGUUUAUAUUGCAAUUUCCCCUCUACUUCUUUUAUUUAAAAAUGUGUUUUAUUGAUUUUUAAAGAGAAAUAUCAGUGAUAAGAAUCAUUGAUUACCGCUCCUAGGGAUCGAGGCUACGACCCGGGCAUGUGCCCUGACUAGAAAUCGAACUGGUGACCUCUUGAUUCCUGGGUCAAUGCUGGCCAGGCCACUUGGGCUUUUUUAGAGUCCAGCUCUCCAUGAGCUUCUGCCCAAAGUAUAAAUGGAAUAAGAAGUAGAACAUUUGUUGGCUUCUCAUUUGCUAAUGACUGAUCAACCUCCAGUAAAAUGUAGUGGCAUUUCAGGUUGUGCACCUGUUCAAUCAGAGGCAAACCAGAACACUGCAGCAGAAGGAACCAGGAAGAUGCUAGGAUGUAUUUGUCUCAGAUGAGAAGACAAGGCUCAGGGAGGUGAGCUCACUUAACACAGAUCACACCCUUGCUUUGUUGCCUAAGUGCUCUUUCUAUUUCAUCUUUAUAUCUUGAAUAUAUCCACUACAUGAACAUAUACAAAACUCCUUUUUUUUUUUUUUUUUUUUUUAUCUCAAUCCACUUCCAUCUUCUCUCUUUGGGUCUUAAAUAAAGACCAAAGGAACUGAUUGACUA